Messenger RNA from Pseudo-nitzschia multistriata, 2953 nucleotides. NCBI's taxonomy places the organism in Eukaryota, Bacillariophyta, Bacillariophyceae, Bacillariales, Bacillariaceae. The record is from the annotation of a GenBank genome assembly.
CGCCCUGAGGAACUCCUACGUAUCAACGAACAACCCAUCACGUUCGUCCCAAGGAACAGUUUCAACGGAACUGCAAAUUUCGAUCCGAGUUCACCUCUGAAUUCGACAGGCACUGGGUAACAAUAUUCAAUACCAUGAGAUCGUGCGGUAUUCUAUCAUUGGCUCUAGUAGCUAUCAYCAACAACGAUAGUCGAGUUUCCUCGUUCGUUCCGUCCUCGCUGSUCGCAAGAAACUCUCCCAAUUAUGGAAAACUCUUCUCUACGGUAGAAGCCGUCGAGAGCGAGAGCUCCGUAGAAACCGAUUCUGCAUCAGCUUCCGAAAAGCUCCCAGAGCUGUUUCCGGCGCUUUCGACCUCGCUGACCAAGCUUGGGUUUUCAACUCCAACCCCCAUCCAGUCGGUAUCCGCAAAACGAGCUCUCGACUUGGAAAACCUGCUCAUGAUUGCUCCCACUGGAAGCGGAAAGACACUGUCCUACAUGCUGCCYGCUUUGGAAAAGAUUGUAGCAAAGAAGCAGCAGCAAGAAGAGACUGCUGGUGUGUUGCAAGGUGGGGAAGCGGGCACCGUACUGGUUGUCGCACCUACAAGGGAACUUGCUCUGCAGCUCAUGCGCGAUACGACGUCGAUUCUUUCCAAUGUGGACGCUAUGAGUGACAGUGGUGAUUUGGCCGUCCUAUUGGCUGUUCAGGGAGUGCAGAUACCAACACCCGAAGAACUCAACUCUGCGACCGUAUUGAUCGGAACACCUAAAGAACUCCUCUUUGUAUUGUCAGAGGUUCGAGGUGGGCCGGAGUUCCUGGCGGGAGAUGUGUUAUCGAGUGUCAUCCUGGACGAAGUUGAUGUUCUCUUGCCCAACCCACCGAAACAACUCCGUACUUCACUCGACAAAUCCGGAAACGCUGCAAGGGAAAGAAAAGGGGGGAAGAAAUUCAACACGCCGCAGGACGAGCGCCGAAGGCAAGAACAAAAGCGAAAACUCAUGGCCGCGAAACGAAGGGGGGUCGAGUUUGGCUCGGACAAGCAAAUCAUUGGACCGACCGAAAGCUUGCUGAAAAUGAUUGCCAACCGACGAUUGUAUACAGCCGAUGGAUCCACACCCACUCCAUAUCAUGUACUUGCCGGAAGUGCUACUGCGAGCCGAAAGACACUSGAUCGACUCAACAAGGCCCUGAGAGACGCAGCAAUGGACGCUUCCCAGACAGUGGAUGGGGUCUGGAACGGAAGCGUCAGCCCUUGUCGUCCUGAGAUCUCGGAAUCCGACCAAAGCGAUGACGAAYCGAAGAAACAAGACCACACGAUUCGCGCGGUUACAGUCCCUAGCGAGGUUAAACACCAAUACGUUCGUCUCGAAAAGGAUGAGGCAACGAAACCGGCAGCGGUGCUGCAGGCCGUAGCUAAAGCCACCGAAGCUCUCAAGCCCAAGAGAGCCCUACUCUUCUUGUGCGGGGAAUUCCGAAAACAAAAAUCUGCGGCACCUACCAGGAAGAGAACAACUCCCCAGGGGAAGACGCCGCCGCGCAGAGGCAGGCAAAAGACCCUCAAGCAAAAGAAAGCGGAGGCAGCUGCGGCGGCCCGAGCRAAAGCACCCGAUACGGGCUUGUCGGCACGGAAGGCCUGCGCCGGUUUGGCCCACUUCGGGAUCGAGGCCAAGCCCUUGCACGUGGCCCUCGGYCUUGAGGUGAACGCCASGGAAGAAGAUGACGAGGACGAAGAAGAGGUUCCCCCCUUCCUCGUCACUUUCGAGGGAUCGGCGAGGGGUCUUCACCUGGACGACAUCGAUACCGUAUUUGUGGUGGGACGUCCAUCAUCGGCAGCGUCGUACCUCCAUUUGGCUGGCCGUGUCGGGCGGUCAUCGACUUCGGCAGAAGGUGAUGUCGUCGUUCGACCAGGAAACGUUGUUUCGUUUUGUACCGCUGGCAGCUCGAAGGAGCUGAACAAGUGGACGAAGCAAGUAGGAGGCACCGAGCUGGAGGAGAUUGCAGUAUAAAGCUUGCAAUACAAUACAAUUACCUAUCAGCCUAUCAUAGAACGCAUUGCAUUCAAUCRGAUCAGUCAGGCAUGGACGACGAAGGAUCGAUCGAGAACGAAGGGGUCGCAGAUUGUGAAGUUUCAWAACUACAAUAGAAUUAUGUGGUAAAUUAUGUUGUUUUUCUAGUUCAAUUUCUAUCUACUAAUUUGUUUCUGAAGACGAAAAGCAGCAAUUCUAUAWGUUUGUUUUGUUUGUUAUUGAUAGAAUGAUGCAUUUUGGCCGGAUUUAUUCAAUUUUUUCUGAACCUUCCAAUCCGAAGCAACCUWKGUAUUGGAUGACACUAUUUCGUGCUACAAUCAAAGGCCUGGCUCUGGACUUUGAUUCUCACAAGUGAUCAUGUCUUCUCGUACRAUUGAGAAUGUAUCACCUCCACGAGCAGUUUCAAUUCAGGAACACUUGGGAUGAGUAUYGUUUUGCUCAUUUCCUUAUGCUUCAAUUWUUAUUUCGCCAUCUGCUUCUAUUGUUAUUUUGCCACGCAGCUACUKCUCUAGAAUGUUCGUUAUCCCCGUCAUUAGUUGAUCAAAAAGGAAUCCGGCAGCUCAUCUGCAGUCAGACCACGCUUGGUUCGUUCGUCGGCAGUCCAUUUCUGGGGAACCUUUCGGAGACCCUCAAGGCUGUAUUGAUGGUUCUCGACCAAUUUCUUUCCGAGCUCCUCGUAGAGGUCGUCUGYCAUCGUGGGUGUCCGMGACAGGAUCCAGCAAUACGCACGGCUCGGGUAUCCAAUUACGGCGUAAGAGUAUUCCUGUUCGUCCAGCUCGAUGAUCGGGUAGGUCAUUUUGAUUGGCCAGACUGGACUGACUUUCCAUUCCCCGCUCUUGGACUUGUCACCCUGGAUCCAUCCCUUUUGGGGAAGMGAUUUGACCUUGUUUUUCUCGUCAAGGGGAUCCUCAUUUCCGUUGUAUUUGAAAUCAAUAUCAAUGUCAUGA